Erpetoichthys calabaricus (reedfish) is the source of this 844-nucleotide messenger RNA. It is a transcript of the gene mrps24, whose product is annotated as mitochondrial ribosomal protein S24. NCBI's taxonomy places the organism in Eukaryota, Metazoa, Chordata, Cladistia, Polypteriformes, Polypteridae. Gene Ontology annotation, biological process: translation. Gene Ontology annotation, cellular component: mitochondrion. The coding region runs from base 176 to 694 and encodes 172 amino acids. The transcript has 4 exons. The record is from RefSeq and is a predicted model, not a curated record.
CACAAGUCAAGGACGGCAUGUUACUUAUAGAGUGUCUGGAUGCUGCUUCAAACCACUGUGUGUUACCGUGCUGAAGACUUUACAGUGCAAUAGUAGUUAUACGUUGAGCUUUAAGGGAUGUGUUCUGUUGUAUUUGCAAUAUAGUAAAUCUUUGAAAACCAUUCCUUCAAUAGAAAUGGCGAUAUUGCUGUCUGCAGGGAAACGCACCUCCCUAAAGGGUUUACUUGACGGAGUGAAUGGUCUGCAGCUGCUUACGUCUGGAAGUCGUAGCCUUCAUACCACCGCCGUUUGUUUAAAGAAUCAAGCAGCUAGAGUUCGAGUUGGGAAGGGAAAUAAACCUGUGACUUAUGAGCAAGCUCUUCCACCACAUUAUAUUGGUCAUCGCAAAGGCUGGCUGACCCAAAAUACAAGUAACCUUGAUAAUGAGCAGGGAGCUGCAGAAAGGAUUAUUGAGGAUGUCUUCAUUCGCAAAUUUAUCUUUGGUACCUUCCAUAGCUGCCUAGCCAAUGAAAUCGUCAUUAAGCGUCGAGGCAAUGCUAUCAUCAUUUGUGCUUUUUUUCUUCAAAAUCUGUCUCCUCAGAAGUACUACUUUUUAAUAGGUUACACUGAGACUUUGCUAUCACAUUUUUAUAAGUGCCCUGUCAAAAUGGAGGUGCAGACUUUGCAGGAGAAGGUAGUUUACAAGUACCUAUAAACAAAACUCUUAAGAUGGAUGGAAAAGUGACAUGAAAUGUAGUGAAGCUUGUGAACUGUUGAUUGUGAUGUCAAAGUGUUAAAUUCAGCACUGAAAAGAAAAAUGGCUGUAUUAGCAACAUUGUGAUUAAAAAUAAACUACAAAAUCAUA